Molecule: messenger RNA, 837 nt
Organism: Cuscuta campestris
Lineage: Eukaryota; Viridiplantae; Streptophyta; Magnoliopsida; Solanales; Convolvulaceae
Source: the annotation of a GenBank genome assembly
AUUGGCUUUUCUUCUUCAACUUGAGGGAUUGCACAAUCAAACGGAGUAUUCGAAAUCUCCUUUUCCGUUUAGAUAGAACGACGAUGCGUAAAUGAAAUAUGAGCGGAUUGAUUUGGGGAUGGCGAAUCGAGGUGGGGUUGAGAUUGAAUGGCUGAGAACAGUGUGGACUCCGGAUAUGGACUGAUAUUUCGUGGACCUGAUGUUGGAGCAGGUCGGGAAAUGGAACGGCGCCGAUCAUCACACCUUCAGCAAGCAAGCCUGGAAUCACAUGGAUUGUUCCGUUUGACCCACACGGAAGUUGCUGCUGAAACUCAAUCCAGGUAUUCUCUAUUACUCUAUGGAGCAUCCCAGUGGAGACGAUGACCUUUGCUCAACCACAACUGCCGCAAGUCAAUACCCUCUUUCUAUUGCCAAAAUGGUAAAAUUCUAAUGUUGCACUCCAUAUUGAUUCUCUGAAUUAUUGUUUAGCCCUUAAUUAGAGGUUGAAUUCACAUCAUCCUAUGAUUAUUUUUGAAUUAUUUGAUGCCCAUGUCCGUUGAUUACAUUUUAUAUUUUCUUAGGAAUGGAUUAACACCAACACUUUUAAAUGUGCCUAUUUUUUGAGUGUUUUACACAAUUAAUAGUUAUAUUUUUGGAAUAUGUGAAUUCGUGAGUUGUAGAUUUGUUUGAUUAAUUAUUUAUCAGCCCUAAGAUUGUUUUUCAUUUUUCUCCAGUUUCAGUUGGCAUUAGAUUAUCAAAGAAAUUUGUCUCUGAGUUCAUAGCCCUCAGAAAAAUCAAAGUUGAAUCCAAAUGUUAAGAUAAGUAGGCAAGUAUCUAGAUUAAAUUUUAAAAAGAUUG